AUGACCUCGUUUGCUCCCAGCCAAUGUUGCUCCCUUGGGAGCCUCCAUGAAGGUAAACCCACUGGAGACCUGAUUGUGCUUGACGGCCAGGUCGACGCAUACCUGGCCACGCCGCCCAGUCAUGUAGAGUCGCAGAACGUUGGCAUCCUCUAUGUACCAGAUAUCCUCGGGAUAUGGCAGAACAGCAAACUCAUGGCCGACUUAUUCGCCGCUCAAGGCUAUACUACUCUGGUCUUGGAUAUCUUCAACGGCGAUCCUGCACCCUUUCAAAUGCCUGAUGAUUUCGACAUUAUGGGCUGGUUAUCGCAUGGGUCCAACGGAAGCAACCCACAUACACCAGAGGCUAUUGAUCCAAUCAUCCUCCAGGGCCUUGCUCACCUCAAGUCUCUCGGGUUGACCCGUAUAGGUGCUGUUGGCUACUGCCUAGGAGCCAAGUAUGUUAUUCGCCAUUAUAAGCAUGGAAUCGAGUGUGGCUUCAUCGCUCACCCUUCCUUCGUCGAAGCUGACGAGCUGGCUGCUAUUUCUGGGCCGCUGUCAGUUGCUGCAGCCGAAAACGACGACAUCUUUACUGUUGAAAAGCGUCACGAGUCAGAGAGAAUUCUUGGAAAGGUAGGCCAGCGAUACCAAAUCAAUCUCUUUUCUGGCGUGGAGCAUGGCUUUGCGGUGCGAGGAGAUCCCUCCAUAGCUGUGCAGCGUUUUGCCAAGGAACAGGCAUUUCUACAAGCCAUUGCCUGGUUUAAGGACAUUUUUACGUAG
Molecule: messenger RNA, 756 nt
Organism: Fusarium vanettenii 77-13-4
Lineage: Eukaryota; Fungi; Ascomycota; Sordariomycetes; Hypocreales; Nectriaceae
Exons: 3
Coding region: 1-756 (251 amino acids)
Molecular function (GO): hydrolase activity
Source: RefSeq, a predicted model, not a curated record